Molecule: messenger RNA, 984 nt
Organism: Suillus bovinus
Lineage: Eukaryota; Fungi; Basidiomycota; Agaricomycetes; Boletales; Suillaceae
Exons: 4
Coding region: 1-984 (327 amino acids)
Source: RefSeq, a predicted model, not a curated record
AUGUCGUCUAAAGCCCUGAGUUUCAAAAGGAUAUUUGAACAUGACAGCACCCCUCCAAGUCUUCCUUCAUCACCUCCUCAUAAGAAGUCAGUACCGGCUUUUCAAUCUCCUGAUCAUGAACAUCUCAGGGAGGCAUUGCAGUCGGGAGUACUCACUCUCAUCAACGAGACAAUUCAGUUCUUUCCUAUCUGGAACUGUCUGCUCUCUGACAUCCUGAAAGACCCACAACAUCAUGCAUUCUGUCUUGAUCCUGAGUUGAGCCAGGCUGACAUGCUUUCCAUUGAAGCAUCUUUAAAAAAGAUGAUAGGAGUAGGAGAUUUUAAAACAGCACACCCUGGCUGGCUGACACUUUUCUCAGCACAUCCAACCAUCCUAGAGACUGAACUUGGUUUCCACCUGCAGCAAAAUGUGGCAGUCAAACACCCAUUUUACAAGAUCUACCCCCAAGGUAGCAACAGCAGCAGCAUGCCCAGCAAUUUCGCAAUUGGACAAUACAUCAUAAAUGAUGAAAUGGCAAAGUUUUUUAGAGAGGCGAAUGUAUUGUACUGGGCCAGAUCACUUCUUCAGUUUGCAUAUGACUUUAUUGAUCACAGCAUUUCCUGUUCAACUGAACCACCACCUUUUGAUAUUCCUCACUUGUGCUUUGUCAAUGCUGGUCUAGCCGCAUUGUAUGCUCAACCACUGCCUACUACGUCUCAUCAGAAAUCAAAGGUGAACAUCCCUCGUUCUGGCUACCUGGUUGAAGAGUUGAUUAGUGGCAAGUUCCUGAAGUAUAUUCAUAAUAUGGACUGUCAACUGCUGUACAUCAAAACCAGUGGCCUGGCUUUUAUUUCAGACUAUCAGGGUGUGCACAUUUUAUUUCUGAAUAAUCAGUUUAUUAAUGAGUUCACAGUUAAUGGAGGCAAAGACAUGUUUUGGAAUGGGAAUAUUGAGGUUGGUGUGAGCAAGUUCGAGAAGGACCAUAUCUGCAAUAAGUACUGUUAG